CUCCGCGCCGAAGCUGAAGACGAGCUCUCUGUCCAUCCUUUCACAGUGAGAUUCGGGGGCCAUGCUGGUGAGAUACUAUCUUCAGGUGGACCCUCAGGAUACAGUGACUAUCAACAAGAGUUGUCACACAUACCGGAUAGCUCAGAGAAUAUAUGGGCACCAUUCAGAUCGCAGAUAGAUUGGGAAAUUGCAAAAUGGGCGAAGCUCAGGGGACCAAGUUCUACUGCUUUCUCAGAGCUUUUGGCCAUUGCUGGAGUGUCAGAUGCUCUUGGGUUGUCAUACACGAAUACCAGGGAGCUCAACCACAUUGUUGAUAAGCAGCUACCAGACCGUCCAAGGUUCAAACAUGAACAGGUCAUCAUUGACAACCAGGCUUUUGACCUAUUUUCACGGGAUAUCAUCCAGUGUAUCAAAGACUUAUGGGGUAAUCCAGAGUUUGCAUCGAUUUUGGUAUUUCAACCAGAGCAACACUACACCAAUGAUACUCGUUCGACACGUCUAUAUCAUGAUAUGCACACAGGACAAUGGUGGUGGAACACACAGGAACAGGUUGAACAUGACAACCCUGGUGCUACAAUUGUCCCCAUUAUCAUCAGCUCAGACAAAACCCAACUUACCCUCUUUCGCAACAAAUCAGCAUAUCCAGUAUAUCUGACUAUUGGCAAUCUACCAAAAGCAACACGAACCAAGCCUUCGCGUCAGGGUCAAGUACUCUUGGCAUAUUUACCAGUUACCCGUCUUGAGCAUAUGACAAACAAGGCUGCCCGCCGGCGAGCACUUGCAAAUCUAUUCCACGGUUGCUUGGCUCACAUUCUUGAACCGUUAUCACAAGCUGGAAUCCACGGAGUACCGAUGACCACUGGAGAUGGUGCAACAUACCGUUGUCAUCCAAUAUUUGCAUGCUUUGUGGGUGAUUAUCCUGAACAGAUGUUGGCGGUCUGCUGCAAGUAUGGUGAAUGUCCUGGUUGUGAUAUUCCCCAUAGCGAACUUGGAAGUGGCGAGCUUGGCGAUGAUCGCAAUAUGGAUGCUAUACUGGAUGCUCUGGAACUAGCAGAGGAAGGCGGUCCUGCGUUCACACAGGCAUGUCAAGAAGCUGGUAUAAAGCCUAUUUACCACCCAUUCUGGCAAGAACUCCCUUAUACCAAUAUUUUUCAGUCUAUUGUUCCAGACAUCUUGCAUCAACUGUUGCAGGGAAUACUCAAGCACGUUCUUGCUUGGAUCAAAGCUGCCUAUGGACCCACAGAACUAGAUGCUCGAUGUCGACGGAUGCCUGCCAGUCAUGGGAUGCGUCUUUUUACACAGGGUAUAUCGAGUUUGAGUCAUAUCUCAGGAUCUGAACACCGCCAGAUAUGCAGCAUUAUUCUUGGUCUAAUUGUUGACCUCCCCCUUCCACAUCAUAUGCAAUCAUCACGCCUCAUACGUGCGGUGCGCAGUAUUCUGGACUUCUUAUAUCUGGCCCAAUAUCCCUGUCACUCAACACACACCCUCGAUGCAUUGGAAACUGCCUUGAACUGUUUCCAUGAAAACAAGUCAAUCUUCAUAGAUCUUGGCAUCCGUGCACACUUCAACUUUCCAAAGUUGCACUUCGCAUCCCAUUAUCGACCUCUUAUUGAACGGUUUGGCACCACAGAUAACACCAAUACCGAAACAACAGAAAGGCUUCAUAUUGAUUUAACCAAAGAUGCAUACCGUGCUACAAACAAAAAGGAUGUUUAUCCACAGAUGACCAUAUGGCUGGAGCGCAAGGAGAAGAUUCUCCGACAUUCAUCCUUUGUCCAGUGGCGAUUGGAAGGAGUCUCACCUGCCCCCACUCCGAGUCGAGCACAGGGUCACCAAGCAUAUCUGGCUAGGAUUCAUGUAGCCAAAAAUCCAUCCAAGGCUUCAGUGUCCUUCUCUGAUUUAGAGACCAACUACCAUGCACCGGAUUUCCUACAUUAUCUACAGCGGUAUAUUGCCAACACCAAUAAACCUGGGCUUACAGCUGCACAAUCCUAUGAUGCUGCAUUUGAGCAACAUGUUCCAUUUACCAAGGUCCCUGUUUAUCACAACAUAAAACUCACUCAUCAUAAUCCACACUUGUACUCUGAAGGACAUGAUAUUCAGGAUACACUACAUGCCAACCAGUCAAGAAGUGAUGCAGCUUUAAUCAAAAUCAAGAAUGAAUGUGGUCCAGGAGUGAAUGGUACUUAUAUCUUCAGAGAGUUGAUAUAUAGAGGACUAACAAUAACUAUAGGUUACCGUGUGGCACAAGUCAGGGUUGUUUUCAAGAUCCCAAAGAAAUAUCAGGCUUCGAUUUUCAAACCAGGAAGUUCGCCUGAACCCCACCUUGCCUACAUCGAAUGGCUCUCACCAUUUCGCUCUCCACAUCCUAACCAUAGGAUGUACCAGUUAUCACGUGCAUUAGAGUGGGAGGGAACAGAAUGGGAGACAAGACAUGCUGAGAUUAUACCUCUCAGCAGGUUGCAUCAAGUUGUGCAUUUGAUCCCACAGUUUGGUCCUCAGGUGCCACGUGAAUGGACCUCAUCAAGUUCUAUAGAACUAGCUUCUUCCUUCUAUGUGAACUGUUUCAGGAAUGCACUUGCUUAUAAGACUAUU
Molecule: messenger RNA, 2595 nt
Organism: Punctularia strigosozonata HHB-11173 SS5
Lineage: Eukaryota; Fungi; Basidiomycota; Agaricomycetes; Corticiales; Punctulariaceae
Exons: 3
Source: RefSeq, a predicted model, not a curated record